AUGAACAAAGCGAUCGUUAAAUUGCCAUUGGCUAUUGAAGAAGACGUUCACAAUGAGUUCAGAAUGCAUACGAAACUCAUGCUGACCGAACUAGGAAAGUUUCAAAGCAAACAGGAUAAAGAUGGAUCGAUUCGGCGAACACUUCAACCGAUCAGCAAAACAAUUUGCGCGUUUCUCAACACGGACGGCGGUCGCCUGUUUCUCGGAGUCAACGACGACAAAAUUAUCAAAGGCAUCACAAUGAGCAAAAAUAUGCUGUAUCACUUCUUUGGCUCGCUCCGUCACAUGUGCGAGAAAUUCAAACCUUUCAGUCCGAUUUCGCGAAUCAAAGUCUCCAUUCUCGAAGUAAUCCCGAUGGACGAUAAAACUAAAGUUAAACUGAAGAAAGUGGAUAUGGACAAAGAAGAAGUUACAGAUUUUCCCAAACUCGCAAAUCACAGUGUUGGAGGAUUCUUUUGCGAUUGCUUCAAGGAGAUCAAUCAAGCUGCCACGAAACAAUAUCUUUUCAUCGUGCAAGUAGCUGCUCCCGAUCCGAACGCUGCAACAGUUAUCUACCAAAAUGAAGAAGGAUUAGCAUACAGGUUUCGCGAUUCGUGUUUACUCUCAACGUAUCUGUUUUACAGACGUCGUCUCGCUUCGAAUAAAUGUGUAUACCUGGACGACCUCCGUCGUAUGAUGCACGAAAGAAACAGACUUUUCGUCGACCUCCAUGACGAAGUGCGUCAUGAAAUCGAUCGAUUCAUCAAAUUUCAUUGA
Messenger RNA from Caenorhabditis briggsae, 756 nucleotides. The transcript has 5 exons. The record is from RefSeq and is a predicted model, not a curated record. Lineage: Eukaryota; Metazoa; Nematoda; Chromadorea; Rhabditida; Rhabditidae. Bases 1 to 756 code for a protein of 251 amino acids.